Lepus europaeus (European hare) is the source of this 1053-nucleotide messenger RNA. It is a transcript of the gene C8H4orf17, whose product is annotated as chromosome 8 C4orf17 homolog. The coding region runs from base 1 to 1053 and encodes 350 amino acids. NCBI's taxonomy places the organism in Eukaryota, Metazoa, Chordata, Mammalia, Lagomorpha, Leporidae. The record is from RefSeq and is a predicted model, not a curated record. The transcript is spliced from 8 exons.
AUGAAUUGCAAACCUCAGGCAUCUGCUCUUCAGUUUGAGAGCAAAGGCAGCCAGGCCAGAAAUGUAAAUUGCUUUCUGGUCAGGCACACCCCUCACCCUAGGAGAGUCUGCCACAUCAAAGGUUUGAAUAAUAUUCCAAUCUGCACUGUGAAUGAUGAUGAGAUUGCACUGAGAACCUUGUGGGGUGUUGGCCGGAGUAACCACACAGAGAAAGAAGAGAAACCAGUUGCCAAGUACAGUGAGCCACUCAGUACCACAGUCCAGGAGAUCCCUGGCAGAGGAGUUUCAGGAGUAUCACCUGCCCCAAACUGGGUCAAAGUGCCCUCACGGCCUCAUUCUGAGCCCAGUAGAAAAAUCAAAGAGUGCUUCAAAACUUCCAGUGAGAAUCCCUUAGUAAUCAAACAGGAAGAAAGUAAGGUCACAAAGCCACCAUCACCCCCAAGGGUGUACUCCGCUGCUGGAUCCUGUUCCUCUGAGGUGAUGCCUACCAAGGUGGAAGUCAAAGAGAGCACCGUUCGCAUACCUAACUAUCUGGACCAGGAAAUAAAAAUCCUGGCAAAGCUCUGUGACAUUUUACAUACGGAUUCUCUGGCAGAAGUUCUCCAGUGGCUGCUUCAUGCAAAUACAAAAGAAAAAGAGUGGGUCUCAGCCGUGAUUCAUUCUGAGCUGGCUGAGGUGAACUUGUUGCCUCAUCACAGAAGAAAUACCAUGGUUGAACCAGCCACAGAGAAUGGGAGGCCAAAGAUGGUUAAAUCACCCUCAAAUUCACCUGCAAAACCAAAAGUGCUGACCAGACCUAGCGAAACACAUCAACCAACCAGGGUGUUAAAUCAAGGACCUGAAGGAAAUAAGGAAGCAUCAAAAGGGGCUGAGAGUAAGUCCCAGUUAUUUAUAAGAAGAAGUAAGAUGAAAAUUCCAGUUGUUGAAUAUUUCAGCAAGCCCAAGUCUCCUCCCAGGCCUAACACUCAGGACGGUGGAUCAAUAAAACUAGGGUCAGCAAGGAGUGUACAACAAGGAUACAACAUCUGUCCCCAAAGAGCAUCUUACCCUUGA